This is a messenger RNA of Histoplasma capsulatum G186AR, 336 nucleotides long. RefSeq lists its product as uncharacterized. The coding region runs from base 1 to 336 and encodes 111 amino acids. NCBI's taxonomy places the organism in Eukaryota, Fungi, Ascomycota, Eurotiomycetes, Onygenales, Ajellomycetaceae. The transcript has 2 exons. The record is from RefSeq and is a predicted model, not a curated record.
AUGAAUAGAUUUGUGAAUCAAGCUGUUUAUAUCGUAGUGGCUGCCGCACCUCAAGUAAGCCAGACAAAAGAUGUUCCAAACCUAUCCUUACAGCUUCCCACCAUCGUUGAGACAAGUCGCUCGUCUCUCCUCGCCGGUCGACUGCGUAAUCUGUACUCUGAACUCCAAUUCGACUCGGUUGGUCCAGUAGCAGGCCCCUGCAAAUCCAGCAAAGCCAAUUGUCUCACUUUCCCUCUAGUUUCCGCUAGGAGAAAGACCAAUGGCCAACCAGCAAACACCGUGGGUCGGUGGAGAAACAAUUUUGAGGCCGACUUAGCCCUAAUAAAAUUUGUCUGA